CUGGAAUCUUGCUGUUGUAGUAUCAAGGUUAUAUCUAUUUUGGACAUUUUUGGACAUUUUCUUAUGUACCUGCAACAUGGCAAAAUCUACUGAUGCACUACAGCUUCUUCUGCGCAACUUCAAGAUGUGAAGGAUAUUUAUAUAGAAUGACAUGAUUGGGCGGUUACUAAAUUAAUCAUGUCUAUCAUAGAGGCUCAUGCAAAAUCUCCAUGUAGAUUUACUGGCAAAAAUGUGAAACCAGUUUGGGAAAAUUUAGUUCCUGGUCUGCAGCAAAGUUCGGUUGAGUAGUCUCUUGUAGUUUUCUUUCAGGCUUUCCUCUUUUUUGUUUUUCUUAUGAUCUGAUAUCAUGUUUAAAAUCAGCUUAUACUGAAGCAUUUUUUGCUGUUGUUGUAAAUGUCUGAAUAGGGUAUAUGUAGUUCAAAUUGAAGUGUAAAAAGUGUACCACAAUGCCAGUUUAGAGGCUGUGUGCCAGCACCACAGCAGGGUUAUCCUCAGUGAGAGCCCUGAAACUUCUGUGCAGGUGGCAGGCUCGAUUUGUGAAGGAAACCUCAAGCUCUGGCAUUGUAACUGAACAUGCACCAACAGGUGUGUGACAUCUGAGUGUGUGGGGCUCUAAAAGUGACAUGAAAGAGCUGACUUUUCAGACUCCUGCAGGUUUGUUCUGCAGGAUUUUUGCCUCGCCCCCCCGUCAGCUCAGUCAGACGCCGUUCUGCCAUGCCACGGUCGUUCCUCGUCAAGAGCAAGAGGGCUCAUCCGCUUGGCCCGUCCAGGGACGCCUUCAGACAACGCUGCCGGCCCCAGACAGCCGCUGACCAGCCUGGGCAGCACGCGAGUGGACAGGACAGGGGGUAUCCUGAAGAUGCUGUGCAGCCGUUGUCUCCUACGGCAGGUGUCAAAUACCUUCUGGCUGAAGCCUGCUCACCGUGGGAUGGGAUGGCAGUCCGGUCUCACGGCACCCCCCCACACGACGUUUGGCCUUCAGACAUUCCCAUCAUCAUCUUCAUCCUUCACAUUCGAACAAAAGCCCCUGUGGGGAGCAGAGACGCUCCUCUGCUGGUCACUCCUUGGUCGGCGGACAGACGCCAGGCAUCUGAAAGAGAGAGAGAACUGGAGAGGCUGGUCCUCAUGUUACUCAAACACACGUCGCACACCGACCUCAAAUCCCCCGUCAGCGACUGUCCGCUCUGUGAGAAGUCUCUUUCAGAAGUGCUCAUAUCAGGAGGUGGCCUGCAGGCUCAUGCUCGCGACACCCUCUCUGUGCCAUUCAUAAGCUCACCCACAGCCGCAGACGUGCCACACAUGCCCUUCGGCUUCGGAGCGAUAGGCAGCUAUGGCAGGGCGAAGGAGCGCAUCUUUGGCUGCAAGGUGUGUGGAAAGGUCUUCAAGCGCUCGUCCACCCUGACCACGCACCUCCUCAUCCACUCAGACACGAGGCCCUACCCCUGCCAGUACUGCGGCAAAAGGUUCCACCAGAAGUCAGACAUGAAGAAACACACCUUCAUACACACAGGGGAGAAACCGCAUGUGUGCAAGGUGUGUGGAAAAGGGUUCAGCCAGAGCUCCAACCUCAUCACCCACAGCCGAAAGCACAGCAGCUACCGGCCGUUCAGCUGCCCCUGCUGUCAGCGCAGCUUCCAGCGCAGGGUUGACCUGCAGCGCCACCGAGAGGCGCAGUGCGGAUGUGGAGACAUGUAUGCUCACAACUGAGUUUGUGAAGCAAUGCUGUGAUGGCAAACCUGGGUGAAAUGGCUUUUAUAAAUAAUUUGCAAGCAUUCAUAAAUGUAAAAAACUGACAUAUCAAUAAAAUGUG
Molecule: messenger RNA, 1810 nt
Organism: Chelmon rostratus (copperband butterflyfish)
Lineage: Eukaryota; Metazoa; Chordata; Actinopteri; Chaetodontiformes; Chaetodontidae
Product: zinc finger protein Gfi-1b-like
Exons: 5
Coding region: 715-1707 (330 amino acids)
Biological process (GO): regulation of transcription by RNA polymerase II
Cellular component (GO): nucleus
Molecular function (GO): RNA polymerase II cis-regulatory region sequence-specific DNA binding; DNA-binding transcription factor activity, RNA polymerase II-specific
Source: RefSeq, a predicted model, not a curated record